CAAUUUUAGGUACCCAUAUUGAGAGAUGAUGUAAGAACACUUCGAUUUGUCAGUUUUUGCCACUGUUCAAUAUUAUUAUUCCAUAUAGAAUGAGAACAGAUAAGAGUAGUUACUAAUCAAUUCAGUAUACCUCAUACUUUGAUAGAGAACGCACAUACAAAAUAAGGACGUUGUCGGCUAAUUUAUUAUCCCAGAUCAAUCAGUUAAUUGUUAAGUAUACUGGGUGAAUCAAGUUUGCGUGACAUUGACACCGGUUAGAAUUUAAGAUAACUAAUCUGAGAGAAGUUAUUUAAUUAACCAUAAAACAAAAUGCUAUCUACAAGGAGAGCAAUAUCAAAAGUGUGUGAACUGCUAUAUGGCAUUGAUAAGAAUCUUAAAGGAUUAAUUGGUAUGGCUACACAAAGGCAACUUUCUUCAAAGGAAAUAUUUGCCUUGGAAGAUAAGUGUGGUUGCCGAAACUAUGCGCCCCUUGCUGUGGCAUUGUCACGAGGAGAAGGCCCUUUUGUGUGGGACGUUGAAGGGAAGAAAUACUUUGACUUCUUAAGUGCGUAUUCAGCGGUAAACCAGGGUCACUGUCAUCCCAGAAUUAUACAGGCUUUGAAGAAACAGGCUGAUGUACUUACUUUGGUGUCUAGAGCAUUUUAUUCCGACAAGUUGGGAGAAUACGAAAAAUUUAUGACAGAAACUUUUGGUUUUGAUCGUCUGUUACCCAUGAACACUGGAGUGGAAGGUGGCGAGAGUGCUUGUAAAAUAGCUCGGAAGUGGGGCUAUGAUGUCAAGAAGAUACCUGAGAAUCAGGCGAAGAUAAUAUUUGCGAAAGGCAAUUUCUGGGGGCGCACGCUUUCGGCUGUAUCAUCUUCUACAGAUCCUGACUGCUAUACUGGAUUCGGUCCAUACAUGCCUGGUCUUAUGGUUGUUCCAUAUAAUGAUAUCCAAGCUUUAGAAAAAGAGUUGCAAGAUCCUAACGUAGCAGCUUUUAUGGUAGAGCCCAUACAGGGCGAGGCGGGAGUCAUUAUUCCUGACGAUGGGUACUUGAAGAAGGUGCGAGAAUUGUGCAUUAAGUACAAUGUGCUGUGGAUUGCUGAUGAAGUACAGACUGGUCUUGGGCGCACCGGAAAAUUACUUGCCGUUGAACACGAAGGUGUCAAGCCAGACAUUCUGAUUUUGGGCAAAGCUUUGAGUGGUGGUGUUCUGCCUGUCUCCGCUGUUCUAGCUAAUAACAAUGUUAUGGAUGUAAUAAAACCCGGUACUCACGGUUCGACGUACGGAGGAAAUCCGUUGGCUUGUGCGGUGGCCACAGAGGCUAUCAAGGUGUUAUUAGAAGAAAAGCUGGUAGAGAACGCUGCGCGAUUAGAGCCGAUCUUAAGGGCGGAGCUUGAGAAGAUUCCUAAAGACAUGGUCACUGCCAUACGUGGCCGUGGACUGAUGUUCGCUAUUGAUGUACACGACAGUAUCCCAGCCUAUGGCGUGUGUCAGCGGCUAAAGGAGGCUGGUUUGCUGGCAAAACCAACACAUGGUCAGACCAUUCGCCUCGCCCCACCUUUAGUAAUCACUGAGCAGCAGUUACGAGAUGGCGCUCAACUUAUUCAGAAAGCCUUUCAAUCUUAUCAAUAAAUAGCUAUUUAUUUAGAAUAUUCAUUUAGGAUAUCAUGUUUCCUAAAACCGCUUUACAUAUUACGUAUUUUAUAUCAAAUACACAAAAAUUUAUAAUAUAAAAUGUC
Messenger RNA from Pieris brassicae (large cabbage white), 1721 nucleotides. RefSeq names its product ornithine aminotransferase, mitochondrial (gene Oat). Lineage: Eukaryota; Metazoa; Arthropoda; Insecta; Lepidoptera; Pieridae. Gene Ontology annotation, molecular function: identical protein binding; L-ornithine transaminase activity; pyridoxal phosphate binding. Gene Ontology annotation, cellular component: cytoplasm. The record is from RefSeq and is a predicted model, not a curated record. Bases 310 to 1614 code for a protein of 434 amino acids. The transcript is spliced from 11 exons.